Messenger RNA from Megachile rotundata (alfalfa leafcutting bee), 2764 nucleotides. RefSeq names its product ankyrin repeat and SOCS box protein 16. Gene Ontology annotation, biological process: intracellular signal transduction. Lineage: Eukaryota; Metazoa; Arthropoda; Insecta; Hymenoptera; Megachilidae. The record is from RefSeq and is a predicted model, not a curated record. Gene Ontology annotation, molecular function: protein binding.
GAGAGAGAGAGAGAGAGAGAAAGAGAGAGAGAGAGAGAGACGGUAUGGAAGGGCGACGACGCGAUUCGAGCAUUUAUCGAUUUGAUUUCGAGAGAGAGUUUGCGAUCGAGCAGAACGAUCCGAUUGUUCAAAGUAUCUAUUAUUCCGGAAUCGGCGUUAGGCGAACGAUGGUAACGAAAGCAAGUUUGUUCGAGUCGCAACGCGUACGCGCUUCUGUACAGAAUUGUUCGUAGGUCGUUGCGAAGAUUUCCAAGAUUAAAGAAGAGAUUCUGCACUUGUCGGCUUGGUGAAAUUAAAGUAUUGUUGUUUGAUUUACGCAUAAGCUGUACGUUAAGGGAAAAAAUUGCUUAUAAUUUUAGGGUCGUGUAACGUGUGUUAGCGAAGCAUGCUUCUAAGUAGAAAGAUAGGACAAUGCUAUAACAAUAAUUAUUAUAAUUAAAGCGAACUAAGGAUAUAAGGCAUUUAAUAAGUGCAAAGUAUUUCUUAAUAAAAAGUACUUCCAAAAAGAAAAACCACAACCAGGUUGCAUUCGAUUAUUUACUUCGAACGGUUCCCCUCUCGAGAGGAGGAAGUAUCGGCGGAGGCGCGCGAAGACGAUCGCUCGCGACGAAAGAAAAGAGAGGCGCGGAGGUGGAUCGUAAAAGGAUGAUGAUCGCGGUUUAAUUUCGGACGAACGUCGGAGAGGGAUGGGUACGAAGUUUGAGGCGGGUAGACGCGGGGGGCAUCGGGAAAUUUCGGACAAAACGAGAGACGGUGACGAGCAGUCGACGAAGAGAAUCGAGGCAAGACGCGAGCAAGCGCGCGCGCGAAAGACAGUUUCUUUGACUCGGCUCGAAUCGAGUUCUUCGAAACGACAAUUGCGCAGUUGUCGCGAGCGAGAUUUGCUGCGCAUACUCCCGCGCGUUCCCUUUGUGUUAUUUUCGGGCGAAAUCGCUGUUCGAAGCUUUAAAUAGGACUGACUUUACGACAAAGAAGUCAGUUCGCAACAUUGGUUCUACAUGCUGGAGCAUCGAAGAUUGUUCGCUAUGCCUUCCGAAUGCAUCGCCAAUCCAUUGCAACGGGAGCUGGCCGAUUCCAUAAUCCGUUUACAGCCGCUCGACGAGAUUCGAAUUUUGCUGGCGUGCGGAGCGAAGGCGAACGAGCCGGUGACGCAGGGUUUGAGGCCGCUGCAUUACGCGGUGUGGCAGAGGUACACGGAGGCGGCUCAGCUGUUGCUGGUGCGCGGCGCGGACAUUGACGCGACCGACGAGUGCGGAUACUCGGCAUUGCAUCUCGCCGCCGAGCACGGUUACUUCGAUUUGGUGAAACUGUUGCUCGAACACGGCGCCAAAGUCGAUCACCGUAAAGACACCGGCGAACUUUUUCCAAGGACGACGAUUUGCGACGAACCGUUGCGGCUGGCUCUGAGGAAUCGGCACGUCGAAGUGGCUCGAAUCCUGCUGGAGGCUGGCGCCAAUCCGAACAAGCGAUAUUUCUUUGGCUCGGAGAUCAAUCUGGUUUCCCCGUUGGAUCUGCAAUGCAUGGAACUGUUGCUGGCGUUCGGAGCUCAACCGAACACGAGGGACCGCGCGGGGCUGACGCCGUUGAUGAAAGCCGCUAGAUUGCCGCAGGGUAUCGCUUCGGUGCUGCUUUUGCUCAGCUACGGCGCGGACGUUAAUUCGAUGGCGGAUUCGCGACACGACUAUCGAACUGUGCUGCAUUACGCUAUCCUCGGCGGGGAUCCGACGGUGAUAGAUCUGCUGCUGAAACAGGGCGCCCGGCUCGAUCUGGGACCGGAGUAUCAGAAACCGACGGCUCUCGAUCUGGCGAUUUUGAAGGGAGAUCCCUCGAUCGUGCAGAUGCUAUUGAAUUCGGGUGCCGACGUGAACGCUAGUUCGCCGAUCAUCGGUUCGCCGCUUCACGUCGCUUGCGCGGACAACAUUCCGAACAGAUUGGAGAUACUGUCGAUGUUGCUGGAACGAGGCGCGGACCCGAACUUGGUGAUACGAAGCGACGAAGGGCCCGCGUUGCGGCCGGUCCUUGCCGAGUACAUCGCAUCGAACGAGAACCCGUCGGUCGAGGUGGUGGCCCUUUUGCUCAAGUACGGCGCGAGGGUGGUCAUCAAGACGCAGUUUCGCGAUCCUCACGGCAUCCUGAACUCUCUGCAGAACACGGCCGAUAAACCGCGACUAUUGAAGGCGUUGCUGGAAGCGGCGGAGAGCUUCGACCCUUGCAUGAUACGAAGAUCGAGCAGUUUGACGGACGCGCAGAAAGCGUUGAUGAUGGAAGCGGCGAGGACACCGCUACCGUUGACUCACCAAGCCAGGCUAACGAUUCGUAGGAUCUGCGGCAGCAAGUUGCCUAAACUCGUAUCGAAGCUUCAGCUACCUCAGUCGCUGCAUCGUUACCUGCUCUACGAUUUUCAUUGACCCGAUCUUUUGUUCCGCGGGAGGACGCGUUUUUUCCUUCUCUUCCUUCUCUUCCUUCUCUUCCUUCUCUUCCUUCUCUUCCUUCUCUUCCUUCUCGUCCGCGUCCAGUCCGUUCGCGGCAACUACGUUACUUUUCCUACGGCCGAUGUACGCGAAGGAUGACCAAUAUAUUCGAUUCGUGUUCACGACGUUUUUGUACCUGUGUACUUACGCGCGCAAUUUUCACUCCUUGUAAACAUGUGUCGAAUACAUAUGUACAAGUAAGAGCAAACAACAGAUACACGGCAUUGUACGUAUCGUUGCAUUCGUACGAAUAGAAGCGCGAAACAAAAUAAACGAAGGAUUCCGAAACGAUC